AUGCUGCGCUCUUCAUUUGCACCGAGUCGGCAGCUGCUGUCCACUCCUGUCCGCCAACGGAUCCCGUCGCAAUGGCUGUCUAAAGUUGGCGCCAGCAGCCGACUCUCGGGUCAGCGAUUCUUUGCCGACUCCAAGCCCCCUACUGCCCCGACACCAGUUACACCUUCCUCUGAAUCACCUAUUCCCCACGGAGGUAUUCCGAAACCCACGGAACAAGAUACCAAGAUUCCUCAGUCACCAGCCCCCGUUCGCAAAACCGGUCGCUUCCGUCGAUUCUUGCUAUACCUAAUCCUGACCUCCGGUCUUACCUACGGCGGUGGCAUCUUCCUGGCUCUGAAGUCCGACAACUUCCACGACUUCUUCACCGAGUAUGUCCCGUAUGGCGAGGAAUGCGUCCUUUACUUUGAGGAGCGCGAUUUCUACCGCCGUUUCCCCAAUGCCUCCAGACACUCCAACCGUAUCAUUGCUGCUCCUCGAGAGGAGGGCAAGGCUGUCACAAUCCCUAGCAACAGCGGUCUGUCGUGGAAGGUUACCAGCGAGGAGUCUGGAAGUGAUGUCUCCAAGAGUGGCCCUCACAUGAGCUCUAAGGCUCAAGAGGCUCAGACCAAGACCGAGGCUGUUAAGCCCGAGGACCGUAACGCAGCUGUUGUCAAGGCUAAGGAGGACCAGGCCUCCAAGACAGAGGCGAAGGCUGCUCCCAAGGUUGAAAAGAAGGAAGAGAAGAAGGAAUCCGUCUCUCUUGAUGAGCCCAGACAGCCCGCCGUUGCUACUGUGAACAACAUUGAGUUCUUGAAGACCCAGGACGGCGACGAGGCUGUGGUUCAGGAGCUCGUCAAGACCUUUAACGACAUCGUCACUGUUAUCAGUGCUGACGAGAAUGCUGGCAAAUAUUCUGCGCCUGUUGCCAAGGCCAAGGAAGAGUUGCAGAAGAUUGGUGAAAAGAUCUCCGCGAUCCGCACCGAGGCUCGCAGCGCCGCCCAAGAGGAGCUCAACAAGGCCCACUCCACAUUUGACGAAUCUGCCAAGGAGCUAAUCCGCCAAUUCGAGGAGAUGCGUUCUAGUGAUAUUGCUCAGUUCCGCGAGGAGUUUGAGGCCGAGCGUGAGAAGCUCGCUAUGGCGUACCAGGACAAGAUCAAUGUCGAACUCCAGCGCGCACAGGAGCUUGCUGAACAACGUCUGCAGAAUGAACUUGUGGAGCAGGCUAUUGAGCUGAACCGGAAUUACGUUCACCAGGUCAAGGAUCUCGUUGAGCGUGAGCGUGAAGGCCGUCUGAGCAAGCUGAACGAGCUUACUGCCAACAUCAGUGAGCUCGAGAAGUUGACUACUGGCUGGAGCAACGUCAUCGACACCAACCUGAAGACCCAGCAGCUUCAGGUUGCUGUGGACGCUGUUCGCUCUGUUGUCGAGCGCACCGAGACUCCCCGUCCCUUCGUGCGUGAGCUGGUCGCUGUCAAGGAGCUGGCUGGGGACGAUCCAGUUGUGGAUGCUGCCGUUGCCUCAAUCAACCCCACUGCCUACCAGCGCGGCAUUCCCUCGACUGCUAUGAUUGUCGAGCGUUUCCGCCGGGUUGCUAGUGAGGUUCGUAAGGCCAGUUUGUUGCCCGAGGAUGCCGGUAUUGCCAGCCAUGCUGCCAGCAUGGUAUUGAGCAAGGUUAUGUUCAAGAAGGAUGCCCUUUCUGACGGUGAUGACGUGGAGAGCAUUCUUGUCCGUACCGAGAGUUUGUUGGAAGAAGGCCAUGUUGAUGCUGCGGCCCGUGAGAUGAAUGCCCUCCAGGGCUGGGCCAAGAUCCUGAGCAAGGACUGGCUGGCUGAUGUUCGCCGAGUGCUUGAGGUCAAGCAGGCUCUCGAGGUUAUCGAGACCGAGGCCCGUCUCCAGUGCUUGCGGGUAGAGUAAGCGCAUUUUCUGAGCGAUCCUGAAUUCAAAUUAUCCUGUACAUCUUCGUCUUGUCCACAGGAACUGUACGUCUAGUUGUACUUUUGCGUUAGACCCAAAUACUAGAGGUUUUCCUAUGU
Messenger RNA from Penicillium verhagenii, 2012 nucleotides. RefSeq names its product MICOS complex subunit MIC60. The record is from RefSeq and is a predicted model, not a curated record. Bases 1 to 1893 code for a protein of 630 amino acids. Lineage: Eukaryota; Fungi; Ascomycota; Eurotiomycetes; Eurotiales; Aspergillaceae. Gene Ontology annotation, biological process: cristae formation. The transcript has 4 exons. Gene Ontology annotation, cellular component: MICOS complex.